AUGUUGAUUAUCAUCAAAGGUCUUCUUCUGAUUUGUCGCCUAUCGCUUGUAUUGGCAGCAGUAAUGUCUGUGUAUAAAAAUGCAAAAUUCUAUCCAAUUGAUAUUCAUUUUAUGCUUGCGAACAUAUCCUCAGUCAACACAUCGAAUGCUUGUGUUUGUGCGUGCAUAAUGGAUUUCAUGUGCAUUACAGUUUACUACAAUGGGUAUGCUCAGAAUUGCGUUCUUUUUUCGGCUGAAUUACGACAAGGUCAAUUAAAUCUAGCGACAACAGAUACGAAUUCUAUUGUGAUGAGUUUCAAGAAUAAAAGUAUUCAAGCCUCGACAGUGUUCAGUACAAUGAAUAAAACGGUAUAUGCAAUAUGGAACACAACGGCUGGAAGUAAUAGUUUAGCUUCAUAUUCUGGUUAUGAACAGGGAAACUUCUAUCCCUCUGAAACACCAUCGUCUGUUUUUGAUAACAUUGGUAAUAGUAGCUAUAGUAGCUACGGCGUGUGUAACUAUUCUACUUGGGAUCUUUCGUGUGGUACAAACACCGGAUUUUACAUCACAUUCAAAAAUGCGCCGUAUCUUCUUCGUGCGUUUCGUAUAUGUGCAGGUCACUACAGAGCAUCUCGCGAUCCCUUAACAAUCACAAUUGAAGGAAGCAAUCUAGCUGGUGCUGCUCUAACUUUAGGCACUAGUUGGACGUUAAUUUAUAAUGGCAGUACAGGACUUACUACUGAUCCCGGUCGAAGUAUGUGCGGUGAACUUCGAACAACUGGAAAUUCUCUAUGGUUUUCAAGUUACCGCCUUUUGGUAACUGCAAAACGAUCUGUCGACACUUGUGUUGAGUAUUCUGAAGUGAAUUUUCUGGCUUAG
Adineta ricciae is the source of this 858-nucleotide messenger RNA. Lineage: Eukaryota; Metazoa; Rotifera; Eurotatoria; Adinetida; Adinetidae. The record is from the annotation of a GenBank genome assembly.